This is a messenger RNA of Sus scrofa (pig), 1971 nucleotides long. RefSeq names its product transmembrane protein 82 (gene TMEM82). NCBI's taxonomy places the organism in Eukaryota, Metazoa, Chordata, Mammalia, Artiodactyla, Suidae. The record is from RefSeq and is a predicted model, not a curated record.
GUAGUGUAGUUCCGAUUGGACCCCUAGGCUGGGAACCCCCAUACAAUGCGGGGGCAACCCUAAAAGACACACACACAAAAAAAUAAAUAAAAGCAAAAAGCUUGUGAAAAUAAGAUUAAUAUUAUUCUGAUAUUAAGAGGCUAAUUGUACCAACAAAAAAAAAAGAAGGUGCCAGAUUUGAGCAGAACAGAGAGCACCCAGAGAUGCACCACCCCCCCAUGCUGCCCAAGCGGGGAGCACCCGGGCAGGCGGCGCUCUCAACCCUGAGAGCUGGAAGGCCUAAAGCCCGGGCUCUCCUCCCCUCCCCUGCCCUCUGCUCCCCUGGGCUCCUGACCCCUCCCAGCCCCUCCCUUCGCCUUCAGCACCUUUGCCCAGCGGCGCUGACGCGGACGCUGCCUCCGCUGCAGACCUGGCCAGAGGCUGGGGCUGGAUCCCGGCGGCCAUGUUGUCCCCGCUGUCCCUCCCCUCCUGGCUCCCCAGCCUCCCCUCCCUCGAGUGGGGCUCCAGCCUCCUCGACGCCCUCCUGCAAGGUGAGCACCUCCCGCGGCCCCGCGGCCCCGCACCGUCCCAGGGUCCCCGUGGCGCAGUGCGGGGCGCACCCCACCACGUGGGCCUCCCCCGCCGCGUCCGCCCCCUCCUCUAACCUCCCAAGCCACCUACCCUCCCUCCUGCCCCCGCCAGGCCUCAUCGGGGCCUGCGGAGUCUCGGUCUUAAGCAACCUCCUGAAGGUCUACUUCUUCGUGGGCUGUGCCAAUGACCCGAAGCGGCAGCUGGAAAAGGAGCGGCUGCGGGCCCAGUGGGCCUUGCUGGAGACCGUGCACCUGGCAGGGCUGGCCCUGAUCCUGACCAUCGUGGGGGCCCGGGUGGCUGCCCUUGUGGUGCUCGAGUUCUCCCUCCGGGCUGUCUCCAUGCUGCUUUCCCUGGACAAGGGCUCCCGGGGCCCCGAGAAGCUGCAGCUGUACCUACUGUGCCAGUACUCGCUGGGCUGUGGGCUGACCUGCGGCCUGAGCUUCCUGCAGGAGGGCGCCCCGCAUCGCACCCUGAACCUGUUGCUGGGCCUCGGGCUGGCCUCACUGCUCAGCGCAGGCGCCCGGCGUCUCCGUCGCCACGUCUGCCAGCUCUACGAGCUACACAGCAGCCAGCACUACUGUGGGGUCUGCCUGGGCCUGCUGGCCGGUGCUCGCAGCCUCCCCCGGCUGCUGGGCCGCGCCCUGGCUGUGACGUUUAUGGUGGGCAACCUGGCGGCCGUGGCCCUCAUCAACCGGGACUUCCUGACCACCUCGGAGGCCGUGCGCUUCUGGACGCCGCUCACUAUCUGCUACACCUUGCUGGUCAUCUACAUGCAGGAGGAGCAGCGGCAGCACCCCGGCCUGCAGGGCCAGGUCCAGACGGUGCUGGUACGCCUGGGCGGCCUCUUCGUGCUGCUGCUGACCGUGGGCCGCUGGCUGGACCUCCUGGGCAUCCUCAUCUCCCUGCUGGGCGAGCUCUGGUGCCUGGUGGGCGUCCGCACCCUGCUUGAUCUUUGCCAGAUACAGGACUUUCCGCCCCAGAGGCCUUCGGUAUCAGCUCCAAGCCGGCCCUCGGCACCUGCCCAGCCCCAGGGGACGGCCCCCUCCUAAUUGAUCUCAGCAAGGACUUGGAGUCUCUCAGGCCCCCCCAAGGCUCGCCUGGAGGCCCUGACCGCAGGAUGCAGAACGGCAGGGCUGUGCCCGACCUGGAGCACUGGGCCCCCUGGGAGGAAGGGGGGAUGGGGGGCUGGGGCCCUCAGAGGGUGGGGGCACCUAGAGGCUGUGGGUGGCCCUCUUUUUUCUGGGCGGGCAAUGGAGCCGGCCCCUCAGACCUGCCCUGCAGGGAGGUGGUGGGGGGGGGAGAAUUGUGUCCUCGGAAGGGCAUCCCCCUUGCCGGACCUUCCUUGCCCUUUCCACGAACAAUAAAAAUGAUUUUCUAGGAUUUCUCUUGGAAUCACAAACA